This is a messenger RNA of Nyctereutes procyonoides (raccoon dog), 4578 nucleotides long. RefSeq names its product axin 2 (gene AXIN2). Gene Ontology annotation, biological process: negative regulation of canonical Wnt signaling pathway. Lineage: Eukaryota; Metazoa; Chordata; Mammalia; Carnivora; Canidae. The transcript is spliced from 10 exons. Bases 647 to 3175 code for a protein of 842 amino acids. The record is from RefSeq and is a predicted model, not a curated record.
GAAGGGCACGUUUGGAGCUCGAUUUAUCUGUGCGGAGCGCCGAGUGGGGAAAUUUACCGAAAUUGGUUUCACCUGCACACCGCCCGGCGGCUGCGAGUGCGCGUCUCCGGAGUUGAUGCUGUCGUGGGGGAGGGGAGGGGAGGGGAGGGGAGCGGAGGGGAGCGGAGCGGGGCCGAGCGGGGCCGAGCGGGGCCCAGGCUGCCCUGCGUGCGCCCCGGCCGACCGGGUUUUGGAAGGUUCAGUCUUACACCUUCCAAACCCCUCCGCCCCCACCUCCCACCCUCCGCGCUCCCCGCUCACCUUCCCCGCCCCUCCCCCCCCCAAUUGUGCAGGGAGCUCAGAUUUCGCCUUUGAAAAAGCAGCGUCUGAUACUUUAGAUGAGCACCUCGCAGAUAGCUGGGUUGCUUGAUUUGAAUUUGAGGAGUUGAAAAGCCUGUUUACUUUCUUGCUUUGAUGUUGGGUAGAUCUGGUUUUGAUUAGAUCAAUACCCCUUUCUCUCUCCCUGCCUCCCCCCUUCCUUUUCUUUCCAGAAAGGAGGCUCAGAUGAGCCCCUGCUGACUUGAGAGAGAAAGAGAGACCACGCUGAUUGCUGAGAGGAACUGGGGGAAGGGAACAAACAAACUCCGUCGCGAAGAACUCCCUCACCAUGAGCAGUGCUGUGUUGGUGACUUGCCUCCCAGACCCCAGCAGCAGCUUCCACGAGGAUGCCCCCCGACCCCCGGUUCCGGGGGAGGAAGGGGAGACCCCGCCGUGCCAGCCCGGGCUAGGAAAGGGCCAGGUCACCAAACCCAUGCCCGUGUCCUCCAACGCCAGGCGCAAUGAGGAUGGGUUGGGGGAGCCUGAGGGGCGGGCGUCCCCGGAUUCCCCUCUGACCCGGUGGACCAAGUCCUUGCACUCCUUGUUGGGCGAUCAAGAUGGUGCUUAUCUCUUCCGCACUUUCCUGGAGAGGGACAAAUGCGUGGAUACCUUAGACUUCUGGUUUGCCUGCAACGGAUUCAGGCAGAUGAACCUGAAGGAUACCAAAACUUUACGAGUAGCCAAAGCGAUCUACAAAAGGUACAUCGAGAACAACAGCAUUGUCUCCAAGCAGCUGAAGCCUGCCACCAAAACCUACAUAAGAGAUGGCAUCAAGAAGCAGCAGAUUGAUUCCAUCAUGUUUGACCAGGCACAGACUGAGAUCCAGUCGGUGAUGGAAGAAAAUGCCUACCAGAUGUUUUUGACUUCUGAUAUAUACCUCGAAUAUGUGAGGAGUGGGGGAGAAAACACAGCUUACAUGAGUAACGGGGGACUGGGCAGCCUCAAGGUCGUGUGUGGCUAUCUCCCCACCUUGAAUGAGGAAGAGGAGUGGGCUUGUGCGGACUUCAAGUGCAAACUGUCACCCACCGUGGUUGGCCUGUCCAGCAAAACCCUGAGGGCGACGGCGAAUGUGAGGUCCACGGAGACUGUCGAAAAUGGAUACAGGUCCUUCAAGAGGAGCGAUCCCGUUAAUCCAUACCACGUAGGUUCUGGCUAUGUCUUCGCGCCAGCUACCAGCGCCAAUGAUAGUGAGAUCUCCAGCGAUGCGCUGACGGAUGACUCCAUGUCCAUGACGGACAGCAGCGUAGAUGGAAUCCCUCCUUACCGUGUGGGGAGUAAGAAACAGCUCCAGAGAGAAAUGCAUCGCAGUGUGAAGGCCAAUGGCCAAGUGUCUCUACCUCAUUUCCCGAGAACCCACCGCCUGCCCAAGGAGAUGACCCCCGUGGAGCCCGCCACCUUCGCGGCCGAGCUCAUCUCCAGGCUGGAGAAGCUGAAGCUGGAGCUGGAGAGCCGCCACAGCCUGGAGGAGCGCCUGCAGCAGAUCCGAGAGGAUGAAGAGAAGGAGGCCUCUGAGCUAGCGCUGAGCUCCAGGGAGGGGGGGCCCACCCCGCACCCCCUCUCCCUCCUGCCCUCCGGCAGCUAUGAGGAGGACCCGCAGACCAUUCUGGACGACCACCUGUCCAGGGUCCUCAAGACCCCGGGCUGCCAGUCGCCGGGUGUGGGCCGCUACAGCCCCCGCUCCCGUUCCCCCGACCACCACCACCACCACCAGCAGUACCACCCCCUGCUCCCGCCCGGGGGCAAGUUGCCCCCCGUGGCAGCCUCGCAGGCCGGUUGCCCCCUCCUUGGAGCCAAAGGCUUCGUGACCAAGCAGACGACGAAGCAUGUCCACCACCACUACAUCCACCACCACGCCCUCCCCAAGACCAAGGAGGAGAUCGAGGCAGAGGCGGCACAGAGGGUGCGCUGCUUCUGCCCCGGGGGCACCGAGUAUUACUGCUACUCAAAGUGUAGGAGCCACCCCAAGGCUCUGGAGCCCGUGCAGGCGGAGCAGUUCAGCAGCAGCAGAGGCAGUACCCUGCCCAAACGAAAUGGGAAAAGCGUGGAGCCGGGCCUGGCCCUGCCCGCCAGGGAAGGAGGGGCCCCAGGCGGAGCUGGGGUCCUGCAACUUCCCGGGGAGGAAGGAGACAGGUCGCAGGAUGUCUGGCAGUGGAUGCUGGAGAGUGAGCGGCAAAGCAAGCCCAAGCCCCCUAGUGCCCAAAGCACAAAGAAGGCUUACCCCUUGGAGUCGGCCCGUGCGUCCCCAGCCGAGCGAGCUGGCCGGCACCACCUGCUGGGGGGUAGCAACGGGCACCCCCGUGCCGCCCCCCGAGCCCACCCGUUCACCCAGGACCCCGCCAUGCCUCCCCUGACUCCGCCCAACACGCUGGCACAGCUGGAGGAGGCCUGCCGCCGGCUGGCCGAGGUGUCCAAGCCCCCAAAGCAGCGGUGCUGUGCAGCCAGUCAGCAGAGGGACAGGAACCACUCGGCCACUGGUCAGACAGGAGCCACGCCCUUCUCCAACCCAGGCCUGGCUUCAGAAGAUCACAAAGAGCCAAAGAAGCUGGCGGGGGUCCACGCGCUCCAGGCCAGCGAGUUGGUCGUCACAUACUUUUUCUGUGGAGAAGAAAUUCCAUACAGGAGGAUGCUGAAGGCUCAGAGCUUGACCCUGGGCCACUUUAAAGAGCAGCUCAGCAAAAAGGGAAAUUAUAGGUAUUACUUCAAGAAAGCAAGCGACGAGUUUGCCUGCGGAGCGGUGUUUGAGGAGAUCUGGGACGAUGAGGCGGUGCUCCCCAUGUACGAAGGCAGGAUUCUGGGGAAGGUGGAGAGGAUCGACUGAGCCUCGGGGGUCGGGCCCCGGCGGACACGGGGCCACCAGCCUGGGCCAUGACCGACCGCGACAAGACCUUUUGAAGGAAGACGAAACCAAUGAAGAAGACAGUCUAGGGAAGACUUGGCCACUGGCCACGCGGGGAGGGCGGGGAGGGGGGAGGUUGGUUUUCAUUAUUCACGAGCUGGGUACUGAGAUAAGAAAAGCCUGAACUAUUUAUUAAAAACAUGACCACUCUUGGCUAUUGAUGAUGCUGACUGUAUUUGAGAGACUGCCAUACAUAAUAUAUGACUGCCUAGGGAUCUGAAAUCCAUAAACUAAGAGAAACUGUGUAUAGCUUACCUGAACAGGAGUCCUUACUGCUAUUUAUUGAACAAUUGAUUCCCCCCAGCCCCCAGUUUAUGGAUAUGCUGCUUUAAACACGGAAGGGGGAGAGGAGGGGAAGUUUUAAUUGUCCUAUCUAUCCCAACUUGGGAGUGGAGCGAGGGGCGCGUUAAUGAUUUCUUCGUUAAGAGGGGAAUUAUUAUGCUUGGCCCUGCAUUUCUCCGCGUGAGGAUAGACUUGUUUAAAUGGUGCCCUACCAUUAACACGCAGAAAUUGGUGCAUUUUUUUUUUCCCUAUGCUGCUCUGUUUUGUCUUAAAGGUCUUGAGGAUUGAUUUAUGUUGCAACAUCACCGCCAUUUGGGGCCAUCGUGUGGGAUUGGACCCAUCGUGAGGGGGGGAGGGGGGGAAGCCUCGUUUGGAGGACCCCAGAUUAACUCAGUAACUUCUCUUAACUCCCCACCAAGGCCCAGCGCCCAGUGCCUGAGGCCCCCUAGAACCUUCUGGUUCAACUCGUGCUUGUAUCGAAACAACAGUUCCUUGGAGUGUUGGUUGGUUGAUUUCAUUUUUAAAUUAGUCUUUGGACCACCACCAUUCUGGAAACCACCACCACCCCCUUGCCCUGCAAAGAAGCGGACAGUUGUGGGAAGACCUAGCAGCACCCUUUCCUCCAGACACCUUCAUUUUGACGUUCGGGUUUUUGUGUUAAGUUAAUCUGUACAUUCUGUUUGCCAUUGUUACCUGUACUAUACGUCUGUAUAUAUUGUACGACAGAAGAGUAUUAAUCCACUAUCUCUAGUGCUUGACUUGAAAUCAGUACAGUACCUGUACCUGCACGGCGCCCCGCUCCGUGUGUCGCCCUAUAUUGAGGGCUCCAACUUUCCCUUGUUUUUUGAAAGGGGUUUAUGUAUAAAUAUAUUUUAUGCCUUUUUAUUACAAGUCUUGUACUCAAUGACUUUUGCCAUGGCAUUUUGUUCUACUUAUACUGUAAAUUAUGCAUUAUAAAGAGUUCAUUUAAGGAAAAUUACUUGGUACAAUAAUUAUUGUAAUUAAGAGAUGUAGCCUUUAUUAAAAUUUUAUAUUUUUCAAAA